Molecule: messenger RNA, 2964 nt
Organism: Annulohypoxylon maeteangense
Lineage: Eukaryota; Fungi; Ascomycota; Sordariomycetes; Xylariales; Hypoxylaceae
Product: ATP-dependent RNA helicase DBP10
Exons: 2
Coding region: 111-2897 (928 amino acids)
Cellular component (GO): nucleus
Molecular function (GO): RNA helicase activity; ATP binding; RNA binding
Source: RefSeq, a predicted model, not a curated record
CGUAUGCAAUACAUUGAGUUUCAACCAAUUUAACAGGGCCUUGGUCUUGGUAUUGAAACUGUUUGAAUAUCUAUGUAGGCUUCAUAUUGCUUUACAAAUAUAUCGCAAACAUGCCGUCUCGUGCGGUAUCGCCGGCACGAUCCGAAAACGAAGUCGACAUCUUAGGCUCGCUGUUCACUGAUAGCGUUGGUAGGCCAGAUGGGAAAAACAAGAAGAAUGUAGCGCAAGAUGACCUUGGGUUCGAUUUUCUAGAGGGUAGCGAUGACGACGAUGGGGGCGAUGAGGCUUUCAUUGCCCUCAAACAGGCCGCUUCGUUUCGGAAAACUACCAAUCUAAAAGGGAAAUCCGUGAAGAAAGGUGGCGGCUUUCAAGCUAUGGGACUCAAUGCGAAUCUAUUAAGAGCGAUCACGAGAAAGGGGUUCUCAGUCCCUACCCCCAUCCAGCGCAAAGCUAUACCAUUAAUCAUGGAGAGGAGAGAUGUUGUUGGUAUGGCGAGAACAGGUUCCGGAAAGACCGCUGCAUUCGUCAUCCCUAUGAUAGAACGCCUGAGAGCUCAUAGCGCAACAAUUGGAUCAAGAGCACUGAUUCUUUCUCCAUCUCGAGAACUUGCCAUCCAGACUCUAAAGGUUGUAAAGGAAUUCGGCCGCGGAACAGAUUUAAAAUGCGUGCUACUCGUUGGAGGUGACAGUUUGGAGGAGCAAUUUAGCUCUAUGACUUCGAAUCCCGACAUUGUCAUUGCUACGCCCGGUCGAUUCCUGCAUCUCAAAGUUGAGAUGUCUCUCGAUCUAUCUUCCAUCCAAUAUGUCGUAUUCGACGAGGCUGACAGACUUUUCGAGAUGGGUUUUGCCGCGCAACUUACUGAGAUCUUGCACGCCCUACCUUUAUCAAGACAGAGUCUGCUCUUCUCGGCAACUUUACCCGCUUCAUUAGUCGAGUUUGCCCGCGCAGGUCUACAAGAUCCUAGUCUUGUCCGACUAGAUGCUGAGACGAAGAUCUCCCCGGACUUACAAUCGGCUUUCUUCAGUGUAAAGAGUGCUGAGAAAGAAGGUGCCCUUUUACAUAUCCUACAUGACGUUAUUAAGAUGCCUAUGGGUUUGCCAGAAGGGGUUCAGCCAGAGUCGGACAAUAUUUCGAAAAAGAGAAAGCGGGGAUCAGAUGCGCCCAGAGGAAGGGAAAAGCCGACGGAACACUCCACGAUCAUUUUCACUGCUACAAAACAUCACGUCGAAUAUAUACAAUCUCUGCUCAACGAAGCGGGAUUCGCAGUCUCCUAUGUCUACGGUUCUUUAGACCAGACGGCCAGAAAAGACCAAGUCGAAAACUUCAGGCGCGGCCGUUCCAACAUUCUAGUUGUGACAGAUGUCGCCGCGCGAGGUAUCGAUAUCCCCAUUCUUGCCAACGUCAUCAACUACGACUUUCCCCCGCAACCGAAAAUCUUUGUGCAUCGAGUCGGACGUACGGCAAGAGCUGGACAGAGAGGUUGGAGUUACAGUCUAGUCAGAGACACAGAUGCGCCAUAUUUGUUGGAUCUUCAGUUAUUCCUAGGCAAGAAGCUCGUCCUUGGCAAAGAAGGCAAGGACUCCAGCAACUUUGCAGAGGAUAUAGCCGUUGGUGCGCCGAUACGGAGUAAAGUAGAGUCCAACGUAGAAUGGCUCAACAAGGUCUUAGGCGAGAGCGAGGAUAUUAGUGCCCUCCGCCGAGUAGCGGGGAAGGCCGAGAAGCUGUACCUGAGAACACGCAACUCCGCCUCCAGCCAGAGCGCCCGAAGAGCAAGGGAAAUCGUCGCAUCGAAAAAUUGGAUGCAAUUACACGCCAUCUUCGGCGACCAGCUCGGAGAAGCUGAGGAUGCCCGAGCCGAGAUGCUAGCCAAGAUCAGUGGCUUCAAGCCACAGGAAACAAUCUUCGAAAUCGGAAGGUCCGCCAAGGCGGGCCGCAACGACGCCGCCGAUGUCAUGAAGUCGCUUCGCGAGCGCUUUGGCCCUCGAAGAACCGGUAAGGAAGUUGAAGAAGCGGAAGAAUCAGACGAGGCUAUGGAAGUAGACGGCCCAGAAGCCUUCGAUGACGAAGAUGAAGCCGCAGCAGUAGACGAGCAAGAAGACAGCCCAGCCGCGGCUGAAGACUCCGACUCCGACCUCGAAGUCACCAUAUCCAACCACACAUCCAGCACACGCCCCAAAGACGCCACCUCAUCCUACCAAGACACCGAAGUCUUCAUGUCAUACACCCCGCGCACAGUCAACGCCGCCGAAGAGCGCGGAUACGGCGUCCACUCCGGGUCCAACACACUCCCACAACACACCUCGCGCGCACAAGCCUCAUCGAGUUUCGUCGAAGCAGCCCGCGAUUUAACCAUGGACUUAACCAACGACGAAACAGCCAAGAACUUCGGCGUCCCGACGCGCGCGCGCAUGCGCUGGGACAAGAAACAAGCGAAAUACGUAUCCCGCGACAACGACGACGACGGCUCCCGCGCACAGGCCGGAACGGGCACGGGCAAACGCUUGAUCCGCGGAGAAAGCGGAGUCAAGAUCGCAGCGAGUUUCCAAAGCGGGCGAUUUGACAAAUGGAGACGCGCGCAGCGCAUGGGUAAACUGCCGCGCGUAGGCGAGUUUGAGAAGAGGCAGUUUGGGGGGAAUAACAACGGUGGGCCAGGCGAUGCAGGGAAUGGGGGUAGGUUCAGACAUAAGCAAGAAAAGGCGCCGAAGGAAGCGGAUAAAUUCCGCGACGACUACCACGUGCGGAAGAAGCGGGUGGCGGAGGCCAAGGAGAAGCGGGUUGGACGGUUUAAGGAUGGUGCGGGGAGUAGGAAGGAGAUUAAGAACGUGGAUGAUAUCCGCAAGGCGAGGGUUCUUAAGGAGAAAAAGAAGGCGAAGAAUGCUAGGCCGUCGAGGAAGUGAAGGUGGUGGUGGUGAUGAUGGGAGGAAGGAGAUAUGUAACUACUACGUCAAGAUCACUACGAUGAGG